This is a messenger RNA of Paramecium tetraurelia, 1713 nucleotides long. RefSeq lists its product as uncharacterized. The transcript has 6 exons. The record is from RefSeq and is a predicted model, not a curated record. Gene Ontology annotation, molecular function: GTP binding; GTPase activity. NCBI's taxonomy places the organism in Eukaryota, Ciliophora, Oligohymenophorea, Peniculida, Parameciidae. Gene Ontology annotation, cellular component: mitochondrial outer membrane. Gene Ontology annotation, biological process: small GTPase-mediated signal transduction; mitochondrion organization; regulation of mitochondrion organization.
AUGAGGAAAAGAGAUUUUAAAGUCGUUGUAAUUGGGGAUAGUGGAGUUGGCAAAUCUACAUUCAUUUCAGCUCUAAUUAAUGAAAGCCUCAACAAGCUCACUCAUAUUGAUAAGCAUCAACCUAUUCAAUUGCCUCCAGAAAUGUUCAAUCAUCCAUAAUGCAACACCACUUUGAUUGAUACGAAAUGCCAGCCCAACUAACUUCCAGAAUAAGUCAGAAUUGCAGAUGUUAUACUCUUAAUGUACGCAAUUGAUGAUGAUGGUUCUUGGGAAAGAUUAAAUAAGUUCUGGCUCAGGGAGUUGAAGGAGAAGGAGUUUAAAUAGCCAAUCAUUGUAGUAGGUAAUAAACUUGAUUUGAUGGGUCUGGAUGAAGAUAGAGAAUAUUGCAGAAUUUUUAAAGUCAUUAAACAAUUGGUAAAAGAUUUCAGUUAAGUUGAAAUGGGAAUAGAAUGCUCAUCAAUUAAGUUGCAGGGGGUAUAAGAUGUAAUUAAUUGUGCCUAAAGAACCUAUUUGUACCCUUUGGCUCCUUUGUACAAUCUAGUAAACAAAUCCCUAACAGAAGGGUUUAAAAAGGCAUUGACUCGUAUUUUUCGGAUAUGUGACCGAGAUGGCGAUGGAAAAUGGAGUGAUUUUGAGUUAGAACGAUUUUAAAAGAAGGUGUUUAAAAAGCAUUUAGAUUCAAGUGACAUUGCUGGAAUAAAAGAUUUGAUUGAGGAGGAAUUGAAAGAUGAUUCCAAUAAAAAAUCGUUUAUUACUUUGCAAGGUUUCAUGGUAUUAUAAAAGCGAGGAAUUGAGUUGAUGAAGAUACAAAUCAGCUGGACAAUCCUUCGUUAUUUCAAUUACAAAGAUGAUUUAACACUUGAGGAAUCUUUAUUUUAGGAGGAGUAUUUAAAUAAUUACAACACUAGAUUAAAAUUCGAUUAAAAUGCAGGCCAAACCGUUGAAUUAAGUGAUUUUGCUUUAUAGAAACUCAAAUCAAUCUUUUUAUUGAAUGGAUAAACUUUAACUUAAACUCAGUUUAAUUACAUAUUCUAUCCAGUGAUGUUCUAAACCAAUUUUCCACUUCUCUAAUAAUAUCGCUCAGAAUCACAACAAAUCACUUUGACAUAGUGGUUGGCCUUAUGGAAUGCAUUCUCUUUUUUUAACUACAAAGAUGCAUACAAAUUGUUGAAUUACAUUGGAGUGGAUAUCAAAAUAGUUGAUGCAUUCAAAGAACAAAAUAAAAAAGAUUCUUGGUAUGCUGUCUAAAAAACAAUUGAGAGAAAAGUAUUUCACAUAGCUAUUAUUACUAAAAACAACAAGAAAAUCUUAGAAUAAUAAUUCAAUAAUUUAUCACCUAGAAUAACAACAAUAAAAUCUAAAACUUAUGUGAUCAGCAUUUACGAUGAAUUAUAAGCAGAAUAAUAGAUUGAGAUUAGUAGAUUGUGCAUCGUUGAUUUCUUAAUGAUUGAAAGUUCCUGCCGUUUUUAAACAGAAUAACUUAUUCCCAUCACCUCAUUUAAUGACGAGGAAGAUGUCUAUGCACAAAUUUCGAAAGUUGCAGAAAUUAUUCAUACAAAUAAUUUUGGAUAUUCUGAGCAUCAAAUUUAAGAAUUAAAAUCAAAGAACGGUGUAUCUAUCAUUUAAAUAACCAGUGGAAUUGCCCUUCUAGUGGGUUUAACAACCGCUGGAUAUUAUUAUUUCCAAUAUAAGCCAUUUAAGAAAAGUAAAUGA